GUGCAACAAAAUGUAUAUAACCAUAAAUAUCUAUAUUUAACUUAUAUACUCAAAAAAAUUAUCCGACGAACGAAUAUUCAUUUGACCAUCCUUCGUUGGCUGUGGCUCCGCCACUGUUGUGAUGUCUUUUCUCUUAUUUAAACUGUUCACCUUUUUUUGAAGAUGCGUUGAGGAAUUGGGUUACCAUUAAAUAGGUAGACAUGGAAUUGUCCUAAUAUGGAGUAUAAUUUGUGAAUUAAUGAAAAAUAGAGUGGAGCUAGCAUAGCCUAAAUAUGUCCUGCAGAUUCCAAGUCACGGGCAUAUAUUACUGUAGCUAUGAAGCUGUAAUCCAUAAGAAGUGUUAAUCUCAUAAUUUACUUCCAUGAUAAAAGUCUAUUUCCACCAACUGUUUAUUCUUUUUAGCAGUAUAAAUACCCUGCCUUAGUACCAUUUAAUUUGUUCAGUCAUCUUUGCAAGUAAUAUACAUACUUUCUGCUUUAGCUUUCCUGCAAUAACAUGGCUUCCAUAACUAGAGCCUCAUCACUUACCCUUUUCCUCUCGUUCAAUCUCCUUUUCUUUGCCAUUGUCAGUGGAACUACUGACUGUUUCUCCUGUCCUUAUCCUCCUAGAAAUGGUAGUGGUGGCCAGAAGGGUGGUGGCUCUGGCAAUGGUGGAGGAUCUGGUAAAGGCGGCGGUUCCGGAAGCGGAGGUGGCGGGUCUGGUAAUGGCGGAGGUUCGGGAAACGGAGGUGGCGGCUCUGGUAAUGGCGGAGGUUCGGGCAACGGAGGUGGUAACGGGAACGGUGGAGGCAAUGGAGGUGGCAGCGGAAAUGGUGGCGGGAACGGAGGUGGUAAUGGAAAUGGUGGUGGUAAUGGAGGUGGUAGCGGGAAUGGCGGCGGCAACGGAGGUGGUAGCGGUAAUGGUGGAGGCAACGGUGGUGGUACCGGAAAUGGUGGAGGCAAUGGAGGUGGUAAUGGAAGGUGCCCAAGAGAUGCACUGAAACUUGGGGUAUGUGCUAAUUUACUAAAUUUGGUGAAUGUAGUGGUGGGUUCUCCUCCAACUUUGCCAUGUUGUAGUUUGAUCCAGGGGCUGGCGAAUCUAGAGGUGGCAGCUUGCUUGUGCACAGCCAUAAGAGCAAACAUACUGGGACUAAAUCUGAAUGUGCCGCUGACUCUUAGCCUCAUCCUCAAUAACUGUGGAAUGAAUAAUACUGGCUUCACUUGCUAAGCGGACGCGUGCAGUUUAUUAAUUUAUCCCCAUUAUGUUCUUUAUUACUAUGUCUAUCAUUUUGUAUUAGCUUUGAAUAAUUCCUUGUUUGUUGUGUUGUGCUAAUUAUAUUGUUUUAAAUAAGCGAACUUGCAUCAUGAAAUCAAGCAGGUUCGUGAAGCAGCUGGUUCAUAUCUGUACUCAAAGGUUUACUGUGAUAUAUGGAGUGUCUUUUUUCUUUUGUAA
Molecule: messenger RNA, 1431 nt
Organism: Capsicum annuum
Lineage: Eukaryota; Viridiplantae; Streptophyta; Magnoliopsida; Solanales; Solanaceae
Product: putative glycine-rich cell wall structural protein 1
Exons: 1
Coding region: 496-1206 (236 amino acids)
Source: RefSeq, a predicted model, not a curated record